Messenger RNA from Blepharisma stoltei, 840 nucleotides. The record is from the annotation of a GenBank genome assembly. NCBI's taxonomy places the organism in Eukaryota, Ciliophora, Heterotrichea, Heterotrichida, Blepharismidae.
AUGGGAUCCUGUAACUCGAAACAAAGAUAUAGCAUAAGCUUCUCAAGAAGUAGUUCUAGAAAACUUACACAAAACACACUUGUCUACGAAAGACAAAACACAAAACACACAUCAAUUGUACCCCUAUCUAAUCCUGCAAAGCCUAAUAGAAGGCUUUUAUUAGAUUAUUACGCAAACGAGAGCUCAAAAAUGCCAAAUAAAAUUAAAAAAUAUUACGAAGCGAUUUUUGCAGAAGAAGAAUUGGAGGUUUUAGAGAUUGACCUUGAGCAUGUUUCUUUUGACUUGAAAUCAAUUUACAAUUUUAAGCUGAUUUUGAAUUUCUUUCAAAAUCUGAGAGUUUUAAAUUUGGGAUAUACAGACAUGACCUCAGCAGAUUUAAAACGAGUAUACAAAUCUAUCGAUAAUUUAGUCCUGCUGGAAACAUUGUCGUUGAAAAAUAACAAGAUUGAUCCUUCAGGAGGCGACUAUUUAUCAAAAAUUAUAAAGCACCUAUUUAAUUUGAAAAAUCUAUAUUUACACAAUAAUCAGCUUGGAUCUGAUGGGCUUCUAAAAUUUUGUGAAGGACUACAGAAUUUAAAUAAGCUUGAAAAGCUUACUUUGGAUAAUAAUAAUUUGGAAGAUAAUACUGUUUUGAGACUCCUAGAAGCUUUAACCAACAUGAAAAACCUCACCUGCCUAGGACUGAGUGAAAAUGAUAUAACGUCCAAAAUCGGAAAAGCACUUAUUGAGACUAUAGAUAACCUCCCGAAGCUUGCAAUUCUCCGUCUUCACAACACACAAUUACACCCAAAAUAUUUGAUGAUCAUCGAAAACAAAUUAAAAUACACAGUAAAUUAUUAA